Molecule: messenger RNA, 4210 nt
Organism: Piliocolobus tephrosceles (Ugandan red Colobus)
Lineage: Eukaryota; Metazoa; Chordata; Mammalia; Primates; Cercopithecidae
Gene: TBC1D8
Product: TBC1 domain family member 8
Exons: 20
Coding region: 195-3617 (1140 amino acids)
Source: RefSeq, a predicted model, not a curated record
GGGCCACGUGAGGGCUGCGCUGGGUGCGCGGGGCGAGCUGCGCCGGCAGCGCUCCGCGGGCUCUCAGAACGCUGGGCACCGGCCGGGCUGUGGUCCUCGCGCGCCGCCGCCGCCUCUGGAGCGGGCUCGGCUCACACCGACCGUCGGCCGGGGAGAUGUGAGCCGGGGCCGGUGGGCGCGGCCGGACCGCCGCGAUGUGGCUCAAGCCCGAGGAGGUGCUGCUGAAGAACGCGCUGAAGCUCUGGGUGACCCAGAAGAGCAGCUGCUACUUCAUCCUGCAGCGGCGCCGCGGGCACGGCGAGGGGGGCGGCCGCCUCACCGGUCGCCUGGUCGGCGCUCUGGAUGCAGUGUUGGAUUCCAAUGCACGGGUCGCUCCAUUUCGAAUUCUGCUUCAAGUUCCCGGCUCCCAGGUUUACUCUCCAAUAGCAUGUGGUGCAACAUUAGAGGAAAUCAACCAGCACUGGGACUGGCUGGAACAAAAUCUCCUUCACACCUUGUCCGUCUUUGAUAAUAAAGAUGACAUUGCCAGUUUUGUCAAAGGGAAGGUAAAGGCUCUGAUAGCCGAGGAGACCAGCAGCAGGCUCGCCGAGCAGGAGGAAGAACCCGAGAAAUUCCGAGAAGCCCUGGUGAAGUUUGAGGCCAGGUUCAACUUUCCCGAGGCAGAGAAGCUGGUCACCUACUACUCCUGCUGCUGUUGGAAGGGCAGGGUGCCCCGCCAGGGCUGGCUGUACCUCAGCAUCAACCACCUCUGCUUCUACUCCUUCUUCCUGGGCAAGGAACUUAAACUUGUAGUUCCGUGGGUUGAUAUCCAGAAAUUAGAAAGAACGUCCAAUGUCUUUCUGACGGAUACCAUCCGAAUCACCACGCAGAAUAAGGAGCGUGACUUCUCCAUGUUCCUGAACCUGGAUGAGGUGUUUAAGGUCAUGGAGCAGCUGGCCGAUGUGACGCUGCGAAGGCUGCUCGAUAAUGAGGUCUUUGACCUCGACCCGGAUCUGCAGGAGCCGAGUCAGAUCACCAAGAGAGACCUGGAAGCCAGAGCACAGAAUGAGUUCUUCCGGGCUUUCUUCAGGUUGCCGAGGAAGGAAAAGCUGCACGCGGUUGUGGACUGCUCGCUCUGGACGCCGUUCAGUCGCUGUCACACCGCGGGGCGGAUGUUCACCUCUGACAGCUACAUCUGCUUUGCCAGCAGAGAAGACGGCUGCUGUAAGAUCGUCCUGCCACUCAGAGAGGUGGUGAGCAUCGAGAAGAUGGAGGACACGAGCCUGCUGCCACACCCCAUCAUCGUCAGCAUCAGAAGCAAGGUGGCCUUCCAGUUCAUCGAGCUCCGGGACCGAGACAGCCUGGUGGAGGCAUUGCUUGUGAGGUUGAAGCAGGUCCAUGCCAACCACCCCGUGCACUACGACACCUCUGCGGAUGAUGACAUGGCGUCACCCGUGUUGCAUUCAACAAGCAUGUGCGGUGAUCACAGGUUUGGGGAUCUUGAAAUGGUGUCUUCUCAAAGUAGCGAGGAGAGUGAAAAAGAGAAGAGCCCGCUGCUGCACCCCGAUGCCCUGGUCACUGCCUUCCAGCAGUCAGGCAGCCAGAGCCCCGACUCCCAAAUGUCCAGAGAACAGAUAAAAAUAAGCCUGUGGAAUGACCACUUUGUGGAAUACGGCAGAACCGUGUGUAUGUUUCGCACAGAGAAGAUUCGGAAGCUCGUAGCCAUGGGCAUCCCUGAAUCUUUGCGUGGGAGACUUUGGCUUCUCUUCUCAGAUGCUGUGACGGACCUCGCCUCACACCCUGGUUACUACGGGAAUCUGGUGGAGGAGUCCCUGGGGAAGUGCUGCCUGGUAACCGAGGAGAUAGAACGAGACCUGCACCGCUCACUGCCGGAGCACCCCGCCUUCCAGAACGAAACGGGGAUCGCUGCUUUGAGGAGAGUCUUGACCGCCUAUGCCCACCGGAACCCCAAGAUUGGAUACUGCCAGUCCAUGAACAUCCUGACCUCCGUGCUGCUGCUGUACGCCAAGGAGGAGGAAGCCUUCUGGCUGCUCGUUGCCGUGUGUGAGCGGAUGCUGCCUGAUUACUUCAACCACCGAGUGAUCGGGGCGCAAGUGGACCAGUCUGUCUUCGAGGAGCUCAUCAAGGGUCACCUCCCGGAGCUGGCGGAGCACAUGAACGACCUCUCAGCCCUGGCAUCCGUCUCUCUGUCGUGGUUCCUGACCCUGUUCCUCAGCAUCAUGCCUCUAGAGAGUGCGGUGAAUGUGGUAGAUUGCUUCUUCUAUGAUGGCAUCAAAGCCAUCUUCCAACUGGGACUGGCUGUGCUUGAGGCCAAUGCUGAGGACCUGUGCAGCAGCAAGGACGAUGGCCAGGCCUUGAUGAUCCUCAGCAGGUUUCUAGAUCACAUUAAGAAUGAGGACAGCCCAGGGCCCCCAGUUGGCAGCCACCAUGCCUUUUUCUCCGACGACCAGGAGCCCUACCCCGUGACUGACAUUUCAGACCUGAUCCGGGAUUCCUAUGAGAAAUUUGGAGACCAGUCUGUGGAGCAGAUCGAACACCUGCGUUACAAGCACAGGAUCAGGGUUCUCCAGGGCCACGAGGACACCACAAAGCAGAAUGUGCUUCGAGUCGUUAUCCCGGAAGUCUCAAUUCUUCCUGAAGACCUGGAGGAGCUCUAUGACUUAUUCAAGAGAGAACACAUGAUGAGCUGUUACUGGGAACAGCCCAGGCCCAUGGCCUCACGCCACGACCCCAGCCGGCCCUACGCCGAGCAGUACCGCAUAGACGCCCGGCAGUUUGCACACCUGUUUCAGCUAGUCUCACCCUGGACCUGUGGGGCCCACACGGAGAUCCUUGCUGAAAGGACGUUCAGGCUCUUGGAUGACAACAUGGACCAGCUCAUCGAGUUCAAAGCGUUUGUGAGCUGCCUCGAUAUUAUGUAUAAUGGAGAAAUGAAUGAGAAAAUUAAACUAUUAUACAGGCUUCAUAUCCCUCCAGCACUCACUGAAAAUGACCGAGACAGCCAGUCGCCAUUGAAGAAUCCUCUGUUGUCAACGUCGAGACCCCUGGUUUUCGGGAAACCCAAUGGUGAUGCAGUUGAUUAUCAGAAACAGCUGAAGCAAAUGAUUAAGGAUUUAGCCAAAGAAAAAGAUAAAACCGAGAAAGAAUUGCCCAAAAUGAGCCAGAGGGAAUUUAUCCAGUUCUGUAAAACUCUGUACAGUAUGUUCCAUGAAGAUCCAGAAGAAAACGAUUUGUACCAAGCCAUCGCGACAGUCACCACGCUGCUGCUGCAGAUCGGAGAGGUGGGGCAGCGAAGCAGCAGCUCUGGAAGCUGCUCCCAGGAGUGUGGGGAGGAGCUGCAGGCCUCAGCUCCUUCUCCUGAGGACUCGGUUUUUGCAGACACUGGAAAGACACCCCAGGAAUCCCAGGCAUUUCCAGAGGAGGCAGAAGCGGACUGGACUGUGUCCCUUGAACAUAUUUUAGCUUCACUUCUGACUGAACAAUCAUUAGUAAACUUUUUUGAAAAGCCACUGGACAUGAAAUCCAAACUUGAAAAUGCCAAGAUCAAUCAGUACAAUCUCAAAACUUCUGAAAUGAGCCACCAAUCACAGUCUGAACUUAAGCUGAGUAACUUGUAGCAAGAUAGCAGCUGCUAUGUACACUGGAGUCUGCCAUACCAAAGUACGGACCAGUCUGUUUCUUGGGGUCAGCCCUAAACUGAGAUUUCAGUCUACUUUACAAAUGGGGCAUCUGGAUAAACAACCUGACAAACUGGCUAGGGGAACCGACACAACCCUCAAGCAUUUCUAUGUAUUCUUUGAGAAUUGUAGCACCCUAGGGUAUCUACAUUGGUUCACUUGAUGCCAACUUGCAAUUUUUACCAGAUUGGCUGAAAUGGGCACUUCUGUGAUGCUAGAUGCUAGUGUGAUUUUGCUCAGAUGAACACAAUGUGUCAUACUAACCAAGAAGCAAGAGAAGCCCCACACUUUCGUUUUUCACUUGGAAUGACAAUGGGAGCGGUUAGGAAAUCAAGUUCACCUUCAAGAUCUAAGGGAGUCCACUAUCUGUGCAAUUGUAUUUGGCUUUUUUUUGCACUGUUUCAAUGCUGGUAAUUGAAACCAUUUUAAUAUAUUUGGUUGUAUUCACUUUAUAUGUCCUUCCAAAAAUGUGUACAAACCAUGCUUUCAAUGUUGGCCUCCAAGUUUUUUUAAUAAGAAACUUUUUGUAUUUA